UAAUACGUCAUAAAAUUUAAAAAAAAUUUUUUUUCGUCAAACCCAUACGUGUGGGGUAUCUAUGGAUAGGUCUUCAAAAAUGAUAUUUAGGUUCCUAAUAUAAUUUUUUUCUAAAGUGAAUAGUUUGCGCGAGAGACACUACCAAAGUGGUAAAAUGUGUGUCCAAAGUGGUAAAAUGUUGAACGAGAUCUAUAGUUUAAGUAGUUUUUUUUAAUACGUCAUAAAGGAACCCUUCAUGGGCGAGUCCGACUCGCACUUGGCCGCUUUUUUACAACUAGGGGAUACAUCGAGUUACAAAAUAUUCCUAUCAACUUCUUGAAGGUCGCUUACAUUACUCUUUGGAAUUAAGAAAGAAAAGUUUUUCGUACAAUUAUAAAUAGUUAUUUUAAACUUAUUUUGAUGUCAUGAAAUGUCAAAACAACGUAAUGUAUGAAUUUGGCCUAACCUCACUUUCUAUUUAUUUCACACACAGUUCUUUUAAAUUUUACAAUGGAUGAAGGCCUGGUGGACAAUUGCUGUUACUGCAUUAGUUUGCGUACGGGCUGCAUAAUAAUCGCGUGGCUGGCGGCAUCGGCGCUUAUUGUAGGGGUCGGAUAUCACUACUUCGGUGAUUUCGAUAUGUUCGAAGAUUUCUGGUGGGUAUUUCUCAUUAUAUACUUUCCCGCGCUAUUUGAAGUAAUCAACAGCAUUGUGUUUCUUUGCUGUCUAAACGCGUAUGAGGAAUUUGCGAAAUUUUACUUUAUGGAAGCGUGUGUCGUCAAACUGGCAAUGGAUUUAGCACUGGCAAUGUUUUUCAUAGUUUUGGGGUGUGGGGACCCAGAUGAACCUUGGACGCUACAGGCAAUAAACUAUUAUGCUAUGGGUAUAGCUGUUUUUUAUACGUGUAAGUGCCUUUUUCACUUCAGACCGCGGCGGAAGUGCGCGCACGCAAAGAAAGGGAAAUGUUUUUAUCAGUAUAGUAUAUGUCUAGUAGUGGGAUAUGUAUUACCUAAUGUUUGUUCCUUUGUGGAACUUUUGACAAACACCUGGGACGAUUCUGAUGAUUCUGAGCGUUUUCACAUUUCCCGAUAUUGGAUGAAAGUAAGAUGUAAGACAUAGGUAUGCGUUUUUCUGUAUUUAUUUAUUCAUUUUAUAAACAUGAUAACAAAAAAAACAAUAAAUAAUGAAAAAACGGCGUACUUAUGGCACUCUCUUGGAGCUGUUUUUCUCAUAGGCGCCUUUCCACGUCCGAUAUCGGAAGGGCGCUUCCGGUAAUUUUAGCCAUGUCGGAGCCACCCAUCAGCUGUCGGCCGAUAAUAUUUGUUUGUGUGCGUAUUUGUAGGUAUAAUGCUCGUUGUAGUGUGCGUGACCGCUAAAGACAGUGUUAGUAGUAGGAUAACGAAAUAUCGGAUCGGAUAAUGUGAAACCGCUCUUACGUCUAUCGGUUCAACUUAAUUGUACGAGUAUCACUAAAGGCUUGACUACAUUAAUUAAUAUGGUGACAAUCAGACGUCAUAGGUAAUUAUGAAAAAGAAAAUAUGUAAAUCAACGUACUAUGACUAUGACUAUGACUUAGCGUCAUUGCUCACAAUAAUGUGGACAUGUCUCGAAAAAGGAUUAAAAAAUGAAUCAUUUAAUUACUUAAUCCAAGCAUUUUAAUUACUAGUCAAAAAACACAAAUAUUAAAAGUUUUAAUCAUGUGUUUAACGAUGACAUUAAAUUUAUUGUGGCUACAAAAUUUUCUUUGACAAUCCACCUCUAUUAAAAAUUCUCUUUGCUUUCUAACAAUACGGGCCUGUUUCACAAUGUCCAAGUAAAGUCCCGAAUAAGCUACUUGUCGCUUAUCUGAAGAAUAUCUAAUUUAUAAAUAAAGUAACUCACAGAUAAUACUUCUUGCAAAACUCAGCACUUUAUCUACCAGUUAAGCUUAUUUGAAGAUUGUAAAACGCUAACGAUGACUUUACUCGACAGACAAGUAGCAAGUAAUAGCUUAUUAAGCACUUUACUUGUACAUUGUGAAACAGACCUUAAAUG
Cydia pomonella (codling moth) is the source of this 2013-nucleotide messenger RNA. RefSeq lists its product as uncharacterized. The coding region runs from base 490 to 1098 and encodes 202 amino acids. The record is from RefSeq and is a predicted model, not a curated record. The transcript is spliced from 4 exons. NCBI's taxonomy places the organism in Eukaryota, Metazoa, Arthropoda, Insecta, Lepidoptera, Tortricidae.